AUUGAAGUGAACGUGAACUAUAUACAAACUAUAUUUUACUUAAUAUAAUAUAUAUAUAUAUAAAUAAAAUAUAUUAAUAAACAUGAAAGAUCGUCAAUCAGAUUUGUGUUCAAAAUAUAUAAAAAUCUUUAUUGUUGUUUCUUGUUACUGGAUAGUAUCAAUAGCAACAGUAUUUGUCAAUAAAAGUCUGUUAAGCAGUCAAUCUGUAAAUUUGGAAGCUCCAUUGUUUAUAACAUGGUUUCAAUGUGUAGUUUCAUUCACAAUAUGUUUCACAUUGAGCAAAACAGGAGGUAUUCCUGGUAUAUUCAAUUUUCCAAUAGGUACUCCAUGGUCUAAAGAUAUUGUUGGAAAAGUUAUUCCAUUAUCUAUAAUGUUUACAUUGAUGAUAGCAACAAAUAAUCUCUGCUUGAAAUAUGUUGGAGUAUCAUUUUACUAUAUAGGAAGAUCUCUGACAACAGUAUUUAAUGUAAUAUUUAGUUGGAUUUUAUUGAGGCAAGUUACAUCACACAGAUGUGUACUUUGUUGUGGUUUCAUCAUAUUUGGAUUCUACCUCGGUGUGGAUCAGGAGCACUUACUUGGUUCAUUUUCAUUGAUUGGAACAAUAUAUGGAGUUGUGGGCUCUCUUAUGUUGUCACUUUACUCCAUUUACACGAAAAAAAUCCUUCCAAUUGUUAAUCAAGAAGUAUGGCUAUUAUCAUAUUAUAAUAAUGCAUACUCAAUUAUAUUAUUUUUACCACUAAUAGUUUUAAAUGGAGAAGUAGAUGUAUUGUUGAAUUAUAAUAAUUUUAAUAGCACUUACUUCUGGAUACAAAUGGUUAUUGGUGGUUUCUGUGGAUUUGCUAUUGGCUAUGUUACAUCAAUGCAAAUUAAGGUCACAUCACCCUUAACUCAUAAUAUAUCGGGAACAGCGAAGGCAUGUGCUCAAACAGUGAUAGCGACUCAGUGGUAUAAUGAAAGCAAGAAUUGUCUCUGGUGGACGUCAAACAUCAUAGUUUUGGCGAGUAGUGCAUUGUAUGCAAGGUUUAAGCAAGUUGAAAUGGAGAAAAAUUCUAGAAAACUCAUUCCUGAAGAAGAAAAGAGCUUAAUGUAAUUGGAUAAAUUAUGAUGUUAGUAAAAAUAUAACGAAUUUAACUAUAGACAUUAAUUUAUUAUAUUUAUAUAUUAAUUAAUUAUAGACAUACCAAAGUCAAAAUUAAAUUAAAUAUAUUGUUAUAAUACAAAUUACUUUAAGUAUAAUUAAAUAUAUUAUAGUAUUAGUCAUAAAAAUGUAAUAUACAUAUACCGAUCGAUCCUGCACAAAUGUUGUAGAGUUAUUCUUGUUUAAUUGUUUUCCGAACAUUGUUAUCGACCAACAAAGGCGGAUCUGUUCGCACCAUCGUCCUUUUAUCGUAUUCAAGAAAAUAUAAAUGUUAUCAAAAAUUACUUAAAAAGGUAGAGUAUUAUA
Vanessa tameamea is the source of this 1444-nucleotide messenger RNA. RefSeq names its product neuronally altered carbohydrate (gene nac). NCBI's taxonomy places the organism in Eukaryota, Metazoa, Arthropoda, Insecta, Lepidoptera, Nymphalidae. The record is from RefSeq and is a predicted model, not a curated record. The coding region runs from base 83 to 1090 and encodes 335 amino acids. Gene Ontology annotation, cellular component: Golgi apparatus. The transcript has 5 exons. Gene Ontology annotation, biological process: GDP-fucose import into Golgi lumen; protein O-linked glycosylation via fucose. Gene Ontology annotation, molecular function: antiporter activity; GDP-fucose transmembrane transporter activity.